Cyphellophora europaea CBS 101466 is the source of this 2646-nucleotide messenger RNA. RefSeq lists its product as uncharacterized. The transcript is spliced from 2 exons. The record is from RefSeq and is a predicted model, not a curated record. Gene Ontology annotation, molecular function: nuclease activity; RNA binding. Gene Ontology annotation, cellular component: cytosol; nucleus; RISC complex. Lineage: Eukaryota; Fungi; Ascomycota; Eurotiomycetes; Chaetothyriales; Cyphellophoraceae. Gene Ontology annotation, biological process: regulatory ncRNA-mediated gene silencing; mRNA catabolic process. Bases 1 to 2646 code for a protein of 881 amino acids.
AUGGCGCAACCUCUUACUGGAACUGUCAAAAGUGUUCUUUCUGGCGACACCCUCAUUCUCUCCAACCCCAAAGGCACCCUCGAGCGAACUCUGAGCCUUGCCUACAUCUCUGCUCCCAGAUUGAGGCGUGAAGGGGACGAGCCCUUUGCAUUCCAGUCACGCGAGUUCAUCCGCCAGCUACUUCUCGGCAAACCCGCUCAGUUCACGGUCCUCUAUACAGUCCCAACCAACAGUCGAGAUUACGGCAAGGUUCAACUAGCGGACGACGUCGAAUUGCCUGACAAGAUUGUCGCCGAGGGCUGGGCCAAAGUGCGUGAAGAUGCGGGCAAGAAGGAAGACAAUGAACAGACUCUUGAAUACAUUGACCGUCUGAGAUCGCUCGAGUCGCAAGCAAAGGCUGAGGGCAAGGGUCUCUGGGGCAAGGGCGGCCAGAUCGAGGUUUCUUCCGAAGUGUCCGACCCGAAUGCCUUGGUCCAGCAAUACAAAGGCCAGAAGGUUGAAGCCGUCGUCGAGCGUGUCCUGACUGGCGACCGACUCAUUGCACGUCUUUUACUCACACCGACCAAACACAUUCAGACCAUGCUGGUUCUCGCCGGUGUCCGGACCCCUUCUACCAAGAGGACUUCUCCCGAAGGUCGUGAUGUCCCGGCGGAGCCAUUCGGCACCGAAGCCCACGAUUUUGUACAGACGAGAAUACACCAGCGCAAGGUGUCGAUCGACCUACUUGGUGUCACACCCCAGAAUCAGCUCAUCGCCCAUGUCCUACACCCACGGGGCAACAUCGCCAUCUUCUUGCUCGAAGCGGGUCUGGCGAGAUGCAAUGAUCAACAUGUCACGCUGCUGGGCAACGACAUGGCUCGCUUCCGGAAGACGGAGACUGCUGCGAAGAAUGCGAGGAAAGGUGUCUUCACUGGCACGUCGGCUGCUAAGGCUGCUGGUCCUCAAGAUGCCGACUUCACCGUUGCGAGAGUGCUCAAUGCCGAGACGGUCUUCCUGCGAACCCGGUCCGGCGAGGAGCGAAAGGUGACCUUGUCCAGCAUCCGUCAGCCCAAGGCCUCCGAUCCGCAACAAGCUCCUUUUGGCGCCGAUGCUAAGGAGUUCUUGCGCAAGAAACUGAUCGGCAAGCAUGUCAAGGUAUCGAUUGACGGUAAGAAACCAGCCUCUGAUGGGUACGAGGAGCGUGAAGUGGCUACGGUCUUGGCCAACGGCAAGAAUGUCGCUUUGCAGCUAGUCGAAUCUGGUUAUGCUUCGGUCAUCAGACACCGACGCGACGAUACCGAUAGAUCACCCGAAUACGAUUCCUUCCUGCUCGCCGAAGAGGUGGCCAAAGAGGAGAAGAGAGGCAUGUACUCGGACAAGGCGCCAGCUGCCAAGCAAUACCAGGACUACUCGGAGUCUCUGGCCAAGGCCAAAAUGAUGGCCAGUGUGAUGCAGCGACAAAAGAAGGUUCCGGCCGUCGUCGACUUUGUCCGGGCUGGAUCCCGAUUUGUGGUUCUCGUGCCGCGCGAGAACGCUAAGCUCACAUUCGUUCUCUCGGGUAUUCGAACUCCUAAACCUGCCAGACCGUCGGGUGAGGCUGCGGAGCGGUUCGGGCAAGAAGCGCUUGAAUUCGCCAGCCGGAGAUGUAUGCAGCGUGAUGUUGAGAUUGAUGUUGAGAACACCGACAAGCAAGGUGGAUUCAUCGGUUCGCUGUACGUUGGUCGAGAGAAUUUCGCACGAGCUCUGGUUGAAGAGGGUCUUGCGGAGGUGCACGCCUACUCGGCUGAGCUGUCGGGUAAUGGCAAUGAGCUCUUUGCUGCCGAACAGAGGGCGAAAGAAGGUCGGAAGGGCCUGUGGAAGGACUGGGACCCCAGCCAAGAGCAGGAGGAAGAAGCUACUCCGGCAGCCAAUGGUUCGGGCAUCAACGGAAACAGUGCUGAGCCUGUAGCGAGAAGAAAGGACUACCGCGAUGUUGUCAUCACCCACAUUGACGAGACAGGCAAGCUCAAGAUCCAGCAGAUCGGUCAGGGGACGGUGUCAUUAACGGCGCUUAUGAACGCGUUCAAGCAAUUCCACCUGAGCCCUUCCAACAACAAAUCGCUUGAUGGCCCUCCCAUUGCGGGGCAGAUCGUGGCCGCCAAGUUCACGGUUGACAACGAAUGGUACCGCGCGAAGGUGAGACGGAUUGAUAGAGAGGGGAAGAAGGCGGAUGUUACCUACCUCGACUAUGGCAACUCGGAGAGCGUUCCGUGGUCACGACUACGGCCGCUUGAGCAGCCUCAGUUCUCGCUGAACAAGCUCAGAGCGCAGGCCAGUGAUGCGGUACUGUCGUUCGUUCAGCUACCUCCCAACCCAGAGUACCUGCGAGAUGCCAUCGCCUAUCUGUCGGAGCAGACGGACGGACGGGAGCUGGUCGCAAACGUCGACUCUGAGGGCGGCAAGGAUGAGCCUCUGUCCAUCACGCUCUUCGAUCCUAAGAUCUCGACCAAGCCCGAAGAGAGUGUCAACGCAGAGGUGAUCCGGGAGGGCCUGGGAAUGGUGCCAACCAAGCUGAAGGCAUGGGAGAGGCAGUCGGCAGACGUGCUGGGCAACCUUAAGCAACUACAGGACGAGGCUAAGCAGGAGCACCGAGGUAUGUGGGAGUACGGCGACAUUUCUGAAGAUUGA